Molecule: messenger RNA, 3522 nt
Organism: Pleuronectes platessa (European plaice)
Lineage: Eukaryota; Metazoa; Chordata; Actinopteri; Pleuronectiformes; Pleuronectidae
Gene: inpp5e
Product: inositol polyphosphate-5-phosphatase E
Exons: 11
Coding region: 201-2120 (639 amino acids)
Biological process (GO): phosphatidylinositol dephosphorylation
Molecular function (GO): inositol-polyphosphate 5-phosphatase activity
Source: RefSeq, a predicted model, not a curated record
GGGACCGUCUCCUCUUGGUUACUGGAUCUUUGUUGUCAAACGUUGCUAAGGAAGUCGGAGCUUCUCCUGUAAAAACUUCUCCUCAUCGAGAGCAGACAGCUGAGCACGAGACGUAACGUCACUUCAGAAGGUCUGUGUCACUUAAGCGAUGAGAGAAGUUUUACCAUCUGACCACAGCAGGUCUCAGACGUGACAAGAGGAUGACUGAGAAUGGCGAGGAUGGCGGCGUCCAUCAGCUCAGUGAAGCUCCUGACAUAAGGGGUUCAGUUGUCAAGGACAGCCGGCCACUCAAAGCCUCCUUAGUGGAUGUCAAGCAACAACAUGAUGCCCUUAAACUCACUGCUAGGAACAGAGAGGGAGAGCUCAUUCCUUACCAGCCGCGGCCACCCUUAAUACCCAGGCAGACAAAGUCCAAGAGGAGUAUCUCCGUUGAGGAGACGGUGAGAAACAGGAGGCUGAGAAACAGCCAGGAGAGCCUGAGUGACCCGGCUGAGACCGGCUCCUCCACAGACUCGCUUAGAGACGACCAAACAGGACCAAAUCCAGGUGGGUUCAUCGUCAGUAGCGCUGCAGCCGUCAGGAACCAGGACUCCGGUGCGAGACCCGUCUCUGCCACUUCCACAGGAUCCCAAGUCUUCCGGGAGCGAGGCAGCAGUCUCUCAGAAUAUGAGAGGAGGCCCCACAGCCAGCAGAGCGACCCCACGGACCAGCAGGCGCGGUCCACCAAGGUGCGCCUGUCCCCGGUGCAACCCACGGGGCCCCUGCCCGCUCUGGAGAAGGGCUUUGUGGCAGCCACUUUAAAGGCAGCUAAUAGGAUUGACAGGGAUUGUUUGGAUUAUGCCGUUCUGGCCAGAGAGAAGCUCGGGGAGAGACUCCACAGGAACCUGAGCGACAGCCGGCUCCUGGAGAACAUGGGGUCGGAUAGCGCCUCUGUCAACUCCAUGAGGUCCACGUACAGCGUGCUCAGCCCCAUCAGACCUCAGGACGUCAGGAACAGGAGUUUUCUGGAGGGCAGCGUGCUGGGAAGCGGGGCGCUGCUCGGGGCUGAGGAGCUGGACCGCUACUUCCCCGACAGGAGACUGGGCGUCUUCAUCGCCACGUGGAACAUGCAGGGAGAGAAGGGGCUUCCACUCAACUUAGACGAUCUCCUCCUUCCAACUGACUCCGAAUUUGCACAAGACUUUUAUAUCAUCGGGGUUCAGGAGGGCUGUCCUGACAGGAGGGAGUGGGAGACUCGACUUCAGGAGACACUGGGACCUUAUUACGUCAUGCUGUAUGCAGCAUCACAUGGCGUUUUGUUUCUCACUGUAUUCGUCAGAAGGGACCUCAUCUGGUUCUGCUCAGAAGUGGAACACGCCACAGUCACGACCAGGAUCAUCUCCCAGAUCAAGACCAAAGGGGCCGUGGGAAUCGCCUUCACCUUUUUUGGAACUUCCUUCCUCUUCAUCACAUCCCAUUUUACCUCUGGAGACGCCAAAGUUUACGAGAGAAUCCUCGAUUACAACAAGAUCAUCGAGGCUCUAGCUCUUCCCAAAGGCCUUCCAGACACAAACCCUUACCGCUCCAUGCAGUCUGACGUCACCACGAGAUUCGACCAGGUCUUCUGGUUUGGAGACUUUAACUUCCGGCUGAGUAAGGACCGCGGCGAGGUGGAGAGCAUCAUGAGCCGCACCACAGGAGGCGACAUGGGCCCCCUGCUGGAGCACGACCAGCUCUCUAAGGAGAUGAAGGAGGGUUCUAUCUUUAAAGGCUUUCAAGAGGCACCGAUACGAUUUCCCCCAACGUACAAAUUUGACAGCGGCUGCGACGUCUACGACACAACUUCUAAACAGAGAACGCCUUCGUACACUGACAGGAUCCUGUUCAGGAACAGACAGGCCGACGACAUCAAAGUGGUCAAAUACAGCAACUGCUCCGGCAUCAAGACCUCAGACCAUCGACCCGUCAUCGGUGUCUUCCAGGUCAAACUGAGACCGGGCAGAGACAAUAUUCCUCUGGGUGCGGGACAGUUCGACCGAGGCGUGUACCUGGAGGGCAUUCGGAGGAGGAUCAACAGAGAGCUGAAGAGGAGGGAAGCCAUGAAGCACCAAGGUAGCAGCUCAGUCUGCGCCAUCUCUUAGACCCUUAAAGUGGAUUCUGUGGACCAGGCCAGACUGGACCAGGCUGGACUGGAUCCAACUGUUCCAGAAACAGAUGGAAAAGGACCAAAAGGGAAACCAGAGUUGUCUUGAAGUCCCGCUCCGGGGAAAAAUCAUGUUUUUACGUCCCCUUUGUGCCUUUUUAUUUGACAGAAGACAUAUUAACACCGUAACACUGCAGUAAACAAAGGCCAGUCUGAAAAUAAUGAAUUCGAACAGGCAGGUUCAGAAAGCAUUCCUGUCAACCUGUGGGGGAGCGAGGCUCAGCUACAGGUGAGCUGAGACGGGGAGCAGGAGGCCUCACUUUCCUCACAAUCACAGAUCACGAAAUAAGAAAGGAACGUGUAGAGCUGUAUUCAAGGCAUUAAACCUUUGAAUAUUUCAUUUUGAGGUACAAAGAUGAUCUUUCUGGGGGAUUUGUUAAAGUACCGGAGUGGGGCUUUAACUAAACAGAACCAAGUGCAGGUUGUGGUAACUGAGCAGACAGCGCCCUCUGUUGGACAUUCUGGAGAACUUUUUGUGUGUGUGUUUGUGUGUGUGUGCGCUGAGGGAGUGUCUGACUGUCCUUGAGGGCAGGGACCUUGAGGUCAUUCAGACAAGCAGAGAUUCACAGACACAGCUGCAGUCUGGCCUUUAUUUAUUCAGCCCCCUCGGCCCAAACUCAACAGGUAAAGCCUUGGGGGGGGGGGGGGGGGGGUCGUUUUUGCUUCACUCUUCAGUCACACGUCGCAGUGUGAGCUGAUGUAACUGCAUUUUAUUUUUCUAAUUCAUUUUAUAGCUAUUUGAAAAGCAUCAUGAAACCCAGUGUUAACGUUUUUGUCUGAAAUUUGUCAUUGUUGUUGAAAUGCCUUGUGACUUAGGGAAUCACAGGUAAGUGCAGUAAAAGUUUCACUGCACCUCAUGUCACACUGGUCGGUUUUUACCUUUUAAAGAAGAAGAAGGGAGCUGUUCCAUUGUUUCUGUCAUAGAGUCAAAUGGUAUGAAGUCUGUUACACUACUACAGGGAUGCGGUCGUUACACGGUACUGUUGAAUUUUAAGUGUAUCUGAUGUUUUAUUUUUUAUGGAACUCACUUCCUGUAAAAUAGACGGAGGAUUUUAUUUAUUUACGUUAUUGCCUGUCACACAUGUUUCUCUUAUCAGGCCAAGUGAUCCUUUACAGCAGAUUCUAACUCAUUGCCUUAACCUCCCACCACCCUGCUGCGUAACCUCACAUAUACUGUAACCUCUCCAUGUACUGUAUGUCACAUUAAUGUUUCCAUCAUGAAGAGCAGUCGGCUCCACGAAAAGUGCCUGUAGGUCUUGUUUUCAUAUCCUCAGGACCUUUUUGUCUUUUUCUAUGUUCGCCUGUGAUGUCACAGCGUUAAUAAACAUUUUUAAACACUU